AUGAUUGUGUUGAAGCCGUAUCAAGAAAUCUUUGCGGCAUCUCCGGCAACAACGAGAGGACAAGGCACCACGAUUAGCGUAGACGCCAAGGGAGAGAAACUGUUCUAUGGCUGUGGCAGAAGCGUGAUCAUUCGUAGCGUCUCUAACCCUCUUUCAGCAGAAGUGUUCACUGAACACGCCAAGGAUGUUACUGUUGCUAAACCAUCGCCAUCAGGCGCAUGGGUUGCGUCAGGAGAUGCCUCUGGUGUAGUCAAAGUUUGGUCGCUUGACAACCCCGAGCAUAUCAUCAAGUUUGAAGCUCAGUGCCUUGGAGGAGCCAUCCAUGACAUUCAGUGGUCUCCGGACAGCCAAAGGAUUGUUGCCGUCGGUGAUGGGAAGGACUCGUUUGGACGUGUCUUCAUGUGGGAUACCGGAAGCAGCGUUGGAGAGAUUGCGGGACACAGCAAGAAGAUUCUCUCUUGUGAUUUCAAGCCUGUCAAGCCCUUCCAGAUCGCUACAGCAUCAGAGGAUUUCCAGGUUACGCUGCUGGAUGGACCUCCCUUCAAGUUUGCCAAGACUCUCAAGGACCAUACCAAAUUCGUCAACUGUGUCCGAUAUUCGCCCGAUGGCACCAAAUAUUGCACCGUUGGAUCCGACAUGCUUGGUUUCAUCUAUGAUAGUGCAUCGAGCUCAAAGAUCGGGGAGCUUAAGGGACACAAGGGAACCAUCUACGCGUGCUCCUGGUCGUCAGACUCUUCCAAGAUUGUCACAGCCUCCGCAGACAAAACUGUCAUUGUGUGGGAUGCCAACACAUACGCGAACAUCGGAACUUGGAGCAUUGGAGGAGCAAAGCCCGCGACUGAGGACAUGCAGGUUGGGGUCGCGUGGGUUCCCAACAGCAACCAGAUCAUCUCGCUGUCCCUCCGAGGAGAUCUUACCUACCUUGACGCAGCCUCACCUGGAACCUUCAGUCGGGUGAUCAGGGGGCACAACAAGAACGUCACGGCUCUCACCACUGAUCCGAAGAAGGGUUUGAUCGUCUCUGCCAGCUACGACGGUCUCCUGCGUCGCCCAUCUGACAUGCAACAGGGCAAGUGGCACACCAACGCCAUCGCUGAUCACGCCAUCUGCGGAGAUACCCUUGUGUCUUGUGGCCUUGAUGACACUUUUCGUACCGCUGACCUCAGCAAGAUGGAAGUGGUCGGAGAAUCCUUGUCGCUCGGAGGUCAGCCAGCUGGGCUCAGCCUCUCGAAUGAUGGACAGCUCUGUGUUAUCGCUACCAACAAGGCCCUCCUGUGCGUCAGAAAGCAGGUGAGCUCCCUGCAGGUGGCUGUGGCGUGCGAGGACAACAAGAUUCGCAUCUUCUCUCUGGCUGGCGACAAGCUCUCGCCCGCCCAGGAGCUAGCGGAGCAUCACAGCUCAGUGACCAAGGUGGCAUACUCGCCAUGCGGCAAGCUGUUGGCGUCUGGCGAUGUGGGGAAGGAAGUGAUCCUAUGGGAUGCCGUCAGCAAGUCCGUCAAGACCAAGGGCAUGACUUUUCACCUCGCCAAGAUCACGUGCUUGGAUUGGUCUCCAGACUCGUCUAAGUUCGCCACCGGCGGGUUGGACUCCAAGAUCAUCGUGUGGAGCGUGGAAGGUGGCCCGAACAAGAGGACGGUGCUAGACCGAGCCAAUGUGGGUGGAGUGACAGCUGUGAAGUUCCUUUCCCCUGGUCAACUUGUGUCAACUGGCGCGGAUUGCAACAUCAAAGUCUGGGUGGUGUGA
Molecule: messenger RNA, 1743 nt
Organism: Guillardia theta CCMP2712
Lineage: Eukaryota; Cryptophyceae; Pyrenomonadales; Geminigeraceae
Exons: 21
Coding region: 1-1743 (580 amino acids)
Biological process (GO): positive regulation of actin filament depolymerization; actin filament depolymerization
Cellular component (GO): cortical actin cytoskeleton
Molecular function (GO): actin filament binding
Source: RefSeq, a predicted model, not a curated record